AUGGACGCGUUAAAGACGAUGAUACAGGAGGCAGCGAGGCUCAAGAGGGAUGAAGGCAUAGUGCGCCUGAGGAGCUGCUUUCAGUGGAGAGAAUUUGAAGGUGAUGAUCAGAUGCAGCAUAUACACCAAGAAUUUGUGUAUGAGAAUGUGAUGUACUCUGUACAGCGUGGGUUUCCAUGGGCUGCAGUGGCCCAGAUAGCAAAUCUGAGUAAAGAGCUCCUCCCUGAGCUUAGAGGUUUGGAGAGAUCUGAAGCUCUGUCUUUGAUCCAGGCACGGCUGUCACAGUGUGAUAGAUUGCCUCGUUCUCAUCACGCCACCAUGUAUGACUUCAUGGUGCAGACCUACAUCCAUCAUCAUUGCCUCUAUCAAGUUUUUUUAAAGAAGCAGGUGAACCCUAAACGCAUGCAGUCCCACCUUGAGAUUCAUGUUCCACUACAUCCCUUACCACUAUCUGAGGGAACAGAUUUGGGAGUUUGGGAGAAGCAGCAGGCUUUAAAAGACCUAAUGGCAGCCGAGACAGUAAAGCUUGAAGAAAUCCAUAGACUCAAAGAACAGGCUGUGGCACAGAUAAUGGAGAAGUCGACAGCCAGUCUUAGUGACCUUUCACUGGAGGACAGUCUAGACAAACAGGCACUGGAAAACAUGGUUCCCUCCAUUCUGCAGUCAGAAGUAAAUGUGGUAAAGGAGAUUUUAAUAAAGGAAAUCAAAGCUGUGCAAGAGCUACUGGAAAUAAGACUAAGUCAAACAGCUCUGCAAGAAGCAGAAAGCUCUUUAGAUGCAUCAGGCUCCUCACAAAAAGGCUCAAAGUCUAGCCUCACAAAAACAAAAAAGAAAUGAGGCUUACAAAAUGGUUUGCAAACAUUUAAAUUAAUUUAUUUCUUUUUUUUUUAAAUAAGAUGGCCUAGUUAUAUUGUGGUUAGCACUGUGGCUUUGCACCUCCAGGAUCGAGGGUUUGGUUCACGCCUCGGGUUUGUGUGUGUCAAGUUUGUAUAUUCUCCUUGUGCUUGGUGGGUUUCAUCCAAACACAUGCAGAUACGGCUAAAUAGGUUCCAAAAUUGUGUGUGUAUCCCUGUGACAGAUUGGCACUCUUUCCAGGGUGUACUCUGCCUCGUGCCCAAAGUCUCCUGGGACAGGCUCCAGGCCCCCUCGACCAUGUGUAUAGAAGGUAAAUGAAUUUAAAAAAAGAUAAAAAAAUUGGUUUUUAGUUACUGCAUUAUCCUGGUCAGCGACAUGUGGAUCCAAAGCCUAUCCUGGAAAUAAUGCUGUUUAGGACGGCACCAUAGGACACCACAUACUCAUUUAUUCCAAUGGUUAAUUUUAGCCUAUUCACUUCACCUUAUCACAUGUUUUUGGGAGGUGGAGGGGAAACCCACAAGGACCCAAGAAAACAAAUCUGACAUUCUGACAUUACAUA
Clarias gariepinus (North African catfish) is the source of this 1414-nucleotide messenger RNA. It is a transcript of the gene c13h8orf74, whose product is annotated as chromosome 13 C8orf74 homolog. NCBI's taxonomy places the organism in Eukaryota, Metazoa, Chordata, Actinopteri, Siluriformes, Clariidae. The transcript has 4 exons. The coding region runs from base 1 to 837 and encodes 278 amino acids. The record is from RefSeq and is a predicted model, not a curated record.